AUGGACGUGCUAGUGGUGGAUGACAGCGCCCUGAACCGGUUGGUGCUGCGGCGCCUGGUCCAUGCGGCAGGUGGCAGCAGCGUGGUCGAGGCCAGCUGCGGGCAGAGCGCUUAUGCGGCCUGCAAGGCCUCCUCCUUUCCCCUGGUGCUCAUGGACCUCAACAUGCCCGUCAUGGACGGCUGGCAGGCCACCGAGCACAUCCGCCUGCUGGAGCGCGCGCGCGGGCUGCGCCCUGGCCGUGGCGCCGCCUUCAUCGUGGCGGUCACCAGCGAGGACGUGUCCCACGGCUCGCCCGCCCUCCAGAAGUGCUGGCAGUGCGGCAUGGAUGCCGUCAUGGGCAAGUCGGUGACCUUGGACAACGUGGCAGAGCUGCUGCGGCUGGCCUGCACGGCGGCAGCAGGCUGCCCCCGGGACGAGGGGCAGGCGCCGGCGCGGCGCAGCAGCCUCGACUGCGAGCCCGCCUGCCUGCCCGGCCGCCUGCAGCAGAUGCUGGAUGGCGGCGUCUUCGUCCAGUAG
Messenger RNA from Chlorella variabilis, 516 nucleotides. RefSeq lists its product as hypothetical. Gene Ontology annotation, biological process: phosphorelay signal transduction system. The transcript has 4 exons. NCBI's taxonomy places the organism in Eukaryota, Viridiplantae, Chlorophyta, Trebouxiophyceae, Chlorellales, Chlorellaceae. The record is from RefSeq and is a predicted model, not a curated record. Bases 1 to 516 code for a protein of 171 amino acids.